Pseudophryne corroboree (corroboree frog) is the source of this 1257-nucleotide messenger RNA. Its product is annotated as olfactory receptor 4B13-like. Gene Ontology annotation, molecular function: G protein-coupled receptor activity; olfactory receptor activity; odorant binding. The transcript has 3 exons. Gene Ontology annotation, cellular component: membrane. The record is from RefSeq and is a predicted model, not a curated record. Gene Ontology annotation, biological process: G protein-coupled receptor signaling pathway; detection of chemical stimulus involved in sensory perception of smell. Lineage: Eukaryota; Metazoa; Chordata; Amphibia; Anura; Myobatrachidae. The coding region runs from base 1 to 1257 and encodes 418 amino acids.
AUGAGAGGUGAACCCCUGUCUAACUGUCUGUUCCUGAGAGGCUACUUUAACGAAGAGCUCUUGAAGUUUCUGUUAGAGAAGCCUUCUUCCACUAUUUCUGCACCCUCUGCACAUUUGGGGGUGAGCAUUACAAGUAAAGAUUAUGAUAUAAUAGAAAUUGAGGAAGCUAGCGUGGAAGUGCAACAGGAUGAGGAUGAUACUUACGUACUAUUUGACGUUAAUGAGGAUAUUGAUGAUGAAGAUGUUGAUGAUGUUGUUUGUUUAAGAUUCUAUACGCAAUCUCAGGGGAACCCUAAUUUCAACAAAAAAGCAAAGAUGGACCAGGCGUUCAAUGUCAGCACCCUCUUGGUUCUCCUGGGUCUUGUAGAGAUGGAAGAGUUCCAAUACAUGUAUUGCGCCCUUUGUAUUAUCAUAUAUUUAUUUAUUAUGCUUUUGAGUAUUACUAUUGUAUUUGUGGUGAUGGCCGAGCCAAGCCUACACGAGCCCAUGUACAUUCUCAUAUGUAAGCUGGUCCUCAAUGGAAUGUUCGGGAGCUCCACGUUUCUCCCAAAGUUGAUAGUUGACCUGAUCACCUCAUCUAAGACCAUCUCAUAUGGUGGAUGUAUUACUCAGACUCUGUGUGUUUCACUUUUCGCUUUUUUGGAAAUGAGCACGUUUACCCUCAUGGCGUAUGACCGGUAUCUGGCCGUCUGUCACCCAUUGCAUUAUGUCACCUUGAUGACCAACAAGAAGGUUUUAACACUCAUCUUUGGAUGUUGUGUCAUUGCCUUCACAACUCUGCUCAUAGCUAUUCUCUUAACCUGGGCUCUUCCUCUGUGUGGGAAUAAGAUAAAUAAUAUAUUCUGUGAUAAUAUGUCCCUCGUUACUCUGUCCUGCUCAGACUCUUCUCUCAGUAAAAUCUAUUCAGCUGCAUUGGUCUCCAUCUACCUAAUUGUCACCAUCUCAGUCACUGUUUUCUCCUAUUUGAAGAUAUUUGUUGUCUGCCUGAAGAUCUCCACAGAGUCACGUCAGAAAGCCGUCCACACCUUGGUGACCCAUUUACUUAACUUUUCUGUCUUUUUAUUAGGAGUUUUAUUUGUUGUAAUCAGGUACAGGCUGGGCAGUAUUGACCUCCCCAUUAUGGUCCAUGUUCUCCUGUCUGUUACUCCUGCAGUGUUCCCACCGCUCCUUAACCCCCUGAUCUACGGGGUCCGGACACAUGCCCUGAAGAUAAAAAUCAUUCACCAUUUGCAGAUAACAAACAUGGGGCUCAAAUGA